This is a messenger RNA of Paramuricea clavata, 6487 nucleotides long. The record is from the annotation of a GenBank genome assembly. Lineage: Eukaryota; Metazoa; Cnidaria; Anthozoa; Malacalcyonacea; Plexauridae.
AGCACCAGUAGUAAAAGAAACACAAUGAAGUGGACUUUUGCGAUGAAGUUGUUUGAAGUUAUAUUUGUUCUCUGGUGCUGUGUGGUCACAAAUGCACAAAACAGUGGUAAUAUAUUGUGAAAAACUCGUUUAUUUUAUAACAAAAAUAGCUUUCUGGCAGCCCUAAUAUGUACGAAAAUAAUAAUGUAUUGUUCAAAAUAUUACUCAUAUGUAGCCAUAAAUUUUUAUUUAUAGAACCGUUUGGAAAAAAUAGCACUAGCUUUGUUCACCCAAGUCCCACUGCGGUUGUUAGUACCAUGAAUGCAUCUAAAACUUCGCCAUCAUCCCAAAUAACCUUGGUGAAAGGUCAAACUAGUGUUCCACAUCUUCAUUCAUCUGUGAAAGGUAUGAUCGUUGUUGUCGUUGUCGUUGUCGUUGUCGUUGUCGUUGUCGUUGUCGUUGUCGUUGUCGUUGUCGUUGUCGUUGUCGUUGUCGUUGUCGUUGUCGUUGCCGUUGUCGUUGUCGUUGUCGUUGUCGUUGUCGUUGUCGUUGUCGUUGUCGUUGUCGUUGUCGUUGUCGUUGUCGUUGUUGUUGUUGUUGUUGUUGUUGUUGUUGUUGUUGUUGUUGUUGUUGUCACUGUUGUUGUUGUCUAUCAAUGGCUUUCCACGGUCUCUUGCAUGCAUGGUGGGUUGUUUUCUUUACUUGAAUUCACUUUUGUUUCUUUUCUUUUGCAGGAGCAAGAACAAUUAUUAAUUCAACUAAGACUGUAAUCCCUACAACAGUGCACUCCACCACAGGUAUUGCAUUAUUUACCUAAAAGUCUCACUCGUGAAAAGUGGCAUUUUUCGGGUGAAUUGUUUGGUUAUGUUAUAUGUCUUAGACUGUGCCAGACGACUUUUUUGUCAAAGGAAUUGUUCAUGCAAAAUGCCCCACGUUUUCAUUUUAUUCUUUCAUCUAACACCGGACAUUUUUUGAUCAAAGGGAAAUGAUGACGUUCAUGGGUUAACCUAUAACGUUUCUAAAGGGGUUUUGGUGACUCGAGUAGAUCCAUUCAAUUUGUUCGAUUCUGUGAACGCGCUGUAAGCGUCCUUCACAUUUUAUACAUAGAUAUCUUUUAUACACUCUUAUACACUCAGAUAGCGCAUCUCUUUUAGUAAAAUUGAAGCCAAGAAUAUUCCAGCGGUUACCCUCAUUUGAAUAGAUAGCGGCCAUGUUGGUCGUUCCCACCCGCCAAUAAACGCUUACUAUGAAGAAACAACAAUAACUUUCAUCAUUUGAAUAACUUUAAAAUGUAUUUGGAAUAGGUUUAACCUGUUUAAAAAAUAGAGAACAUACGAAUCUUGUCAUUUCAUGAGAAUACCUUUAGUCUGCAAUAAUUAAAGGCUUCAAUUUUUGAAUUGCAGAAUAAUAUCUAGUGUAUAUAAGAUAUCUAUGGGUUUCGGUGACUCGAUUAGAUCCAUUCAAGUUGUUCAAUUCUGUGAACGCGCUGUAAACGCCCUUCACAUUUUAUAUAGGGCCUAUGAAAGAUGGUGGUUCCAAAUUGACUUUGAUACUUGGCUGUGUUAUUGCUGCUGUGGUGAUUGUAUUUGUUGUUGGGCUCUUGGUAGUACUAUACAAGUACAAAAAGCGCAGACGUGAACUCUACCAGCACAAACGCAGAGUCGCAGACGUGCAUGGUCCAGUCCAAGCGGUAAGUCAGACAAUAUCAUCUCCUGUCUUAAAGCCUGGUUUACAAUAGCGAUUUUGUUUGCCAUUUUUUGUUUUGACGUCGAGUGCGAAUGAAUUGAAUGACACGAUAAUAAUAUACACUUAUUGUCUGCUCCUGAGGGAAAUAGAUUUGUUUUCCUGAGUCUUUCAAUGUUUCCCGGGGGUGAAGUCGAAACAAAACUAAUUAUUUCCCAAAGGAACAAACAUUAAGUGUUUUGUUAUAUAACGACAAAAGAAAAAUCAAUAAAUUAAAAUUUUGUUAAGAAAAACUGCAGCAGUUGUAUACCGUUGGACAUUAUCAGAAAUUGGGGACAAAAUGGCCACCGCUUGUAUACUAAUUUCCAUAUGACCCGUAUGCAACGGUUUUCUAUUUUUAACAGAGAAUACAUAAGGUGGAAACGUUUAACCUGGAAUUAUUUCAAUUUAGGAGUUCAACCUCUAUUAACAACAAAUUUUGAGUCGGGUAGUUAUUGAAGUGGAGUGUAAAACACCCAGCAAUACUGACCAAAAUCUAGUCUUUCAUAUUCGCGAUAUAGAUUACUCUCUAAACUCAAAUAAUUGUUCUAUAGAUUUCGAAAUAAUUUGGUAGUAUAGCUCGCCUCAUUAAUAUUCAGAACAUACAAAUGCAUUUGAUUCUACGAAUUUGUUUGCGUAUAAACGCUUUCGCUAACCUCCCUUGUCACAAUUAAUAAAUCCAUUUUUUGUAUUUUUAGUGGGAUGAUGAGCCAUCAGUGCCGUGUGAUAUUGGUACUGUAAUCAUGAGGGAUACAAGCAGUAGAUAUGGUUAUAUUGGUAGUAAUGUUUGUUACCGAAAUUUUGAAUCGGUAAUUUAAUUUUUCCUGACAAGCUCUCCUUGACAAGUUUUAUUUCCUCGUGUGCAUGUAUGGCAAAAACUUGGGGCAAUUUCGCCUUGACAAGAAGCAUUGUUCCCUCAAAGCUUGUUCGUGUGUACCGUGGCCGCCAAGGAAAACUUGACAAGUGUACAUGAAAUAAUUCUAUACCUUUGGCACAUAAAAUACGGCUUUAAUGUUAUAUAACAUUUAACAACAUUUCGUCGGCACAAGAGCAACAAAACUUGUCAAGAGAAACUUGUUGAGGAAAAUUUGUUGACCGUACAAGGCAGAAAGUAAACUUAAUAUGACUGAAUAACAAACUGUAUAUGGUAUAACCAUCAGCUGAAUUAUUAACCAAAUUUUAAAAAUCCAUUGAUUAAAAUUUUCGCAUGCCAUAAAUCUUAUAUUUAACGGUUAAAUACAUAAUUUAUGGCAUGUAAAAAUUGCAGUGGAGUGAUUUUUUGUAAAUUUGAGUUUUAACCUUUGGGGUCACUACUAUAUAAUAGUUAUGUCAGGAACAUUUAAAAGAGGGAAUUAAGCUUAUGAAAGAAUUGGUGAGGGAAGUUAUUAAUUUACUUCAAAAACAAGUUUUACCUUACCUUAUAACUAUGCUCAAGCUCAGGCAGGAUUCAAAUACCAUAUAUAACUUGCAUCAAAUAGAGGAAGGACUAACUUAGAUUUUGGUAUAUUACAGUUGUAUUUCACUUAAAAAUUCACGGAGAUAUUAAUGUUUAAAAUCGGGAGCACAUUUUUGGAUGUGUCUGAAAUAUGCAAAAAAGCGGCGUAUCAAAUAUUAAUCAAAAUUUGCCCGAUUGAAACAUGCACUGUUACCCGCAUUAAAUGAAUGACACUUAACAAAUUGUUUAUUAUGAAACAAAGUUAUUAUUACCUACAAAAUACAAGCAAGAUUUAUUCGUCCGAAAUCCGCGUGUGUUCCUUAGACGAAUACGUUUCCUUAUUUCAUGAGACCACUGCAUCGCGAAUUAAGGAUCGUCAUGGAUAUCGUUCGUAGUUCUGAAUUAGGGCAUGCUGUCACAAUGGAAUUGUGAAGCUCUUCUAACUUCUGCAACGUUCUGAAAUCUUGUUAAGAACACUCAAACUCUUUUGCUUUUUCUUAAUCUUGUUAAAUUCAGAAUAAACUGAGAAUGAAACACAAUCUAACCAUACAACUUCAUAAGACAUAACAAGCAACUCCCCAGAGACAUCCAACAUUUUUUUAACAAAACGUAACAAAAUAGUAAGUAGCGUUGAUACUUUGAUGUGUAUUUGCAAAAAGCAAUAUUAUUUCCUUCAUUAUAAAGAAAUCAUCCUGCUCUAACCGAGAAAUAAUCAACACUGUUUUGAACCCAUGAAAAACAUAAAAAAAUUAGGUUAUUUAACAAAAAUUUAAGCGCCUGCAUUGCAUAUAUGGUUUUUCAUGUACCUUUUAGUUUGUAAAGACCUAUUAAAUACUUGCAUAAUUUUGAACGUUCAAUAUUUCAGGAAACAAUCAGCUAAGACUUACAUACAUGUUAAAAUGUCUAAAUCUGCGCCAUAUCCCUUACAAACUCUAACGACAAUUCACUGAAAUACAAGUUAGCCUGAUAUGCCAUGAAGCAAACAAACGCUGGAGUUAAUAUUUGAUAUGCCGAUUUUCGCUAAUUUUAGACACAUUCCAAAAUAUGCUCCCGAUUUUGAACAUUAAUAUCUCCGUGAAUGUUUAAGUAAAAUACAACUGUAAUAUAUCAAAAUCUAAGUUAGUCCUUCCUCUAUUUAAUGCAAGUUAUUUCUGUUUGAUAGCUUUACUUGUUUAGACGUUAUUAUAAAUCAAACCGGAGUACUUUUUUUUGGGACACCCGGUAUAUAAUAGUUCAAUUUGUUUUCCACGUUUUAUUUAUAGAAAUUAACAUGUAUAAUGUACUAUUAUAGUUUUAAAUGCAAGCUCAUAUCCUUACACGUUUGUUUUUUAUAUAUUUGGAAGCAGGCACCACGGAGUGCUCUUGUUCAUAGUCUUUCAAAGCCAAAGACCGUCAGUCAUCCACGUUCUCCGAAAAUUUGCAAAAGUGAUCCUGAUUUGGAAGAGGUACGAUUUAGCAUAAUUUUAACAUGGAUACCGAUAUGACCAGAUAAGAACACCAAUAAUACAUGUGAACAUCAGCUGAACUUAAAUAGUAAUUGUGAUUUGAAAAAGUCACUGAAAAUGUUUAGCCUACAUCUGGUAUAGGUCCCUUGACCACGACCAUUUAUUUUGCAAAGCGUUUGAUUUUAAUGCUUGAAUUCUAUCAAUAAGGAUAUCAGACAAGAAUUCUAUUCACAGCACCCUUUAUACCAAAACUCUGGUAUUUUACCCGCACGUGACAACCCUUUGAGGGCAAUAUACUAUAUAAUAGUUAUGUCAGGCCAAGGUUGUAGACACUGGAAGGGGAGGGGGGAGCUCAGUUGUUUGUGGUAUUGCAUGUAUUUACUUGGAACUUUACUCGCACGUCGUUAAGGUGGAAUGUUGGCUUAUAUAAUUUGCUUUGGUGAAAAUCUGAUGGUGAAUCUGUUGUAAUACAAUUUUACAAUUUUUUGUUGUUUCUGUUUCGUUUCUGAUAAGGCAAUUAUUCAAUGAAGUGGAAGUGAACAGUACUCCAAGCUUGUUUUCAGUCUGAUUUUUUAUUGGUAUUGAUAUAAUGUUUCAAAAGUUGUUGAGACACUUGCGAUCAGGGGAUAUAUACAUGCAUAUUAUUACAAACACUUAUAUCUCCCUCUCCUCCCCCUCCCCAUCAAAUGUUGUUUAACCGCGAUCGUGCACCAAAGUGCUACCAGAAAUUAGGGAUAAAAUGGCCACAGCUUGUAUAUUAGUUUCCAUCAUGACUCGUAUAUACAACGGCCUUCUAUUUUUAACAGAGAAUACAUAGGGUGGAAACGUUUAACUUGAAAUUAUGGCAAUCCAGGGUCCCGCUACAAUUUGCCGACCUCGUGAUCAAUAAAGCUUUCAUUUUCGAACGUUUUACAUGGUGGCACAUUAGAGAGCUUAAGCAAUAUAUGUGUCAGUUUAUGGUAAUCUGACCAAACAUAACAUUACAGUCGUGCCAAUAGAAGCGUUCCGAAAAAUGUUGACCAGUUCAUUUCCUAACUUGAAGGAACACCUUUGAACAAUUCCUUAAAAUUUUGAAAAUUUCUUUAAAAAGUUCCUAACUUCCUGUUUCAUUGCCAAUCAAAUUUUAUAUUUUAUUUUUGAGCAAUCUGAUUGGUCAAUGAAACAGGUAGUUAGGAACUUUUUAAGGAACUUAUCAAAUUGUUGAGGAAUUGUUCAGAGGAUCUAGGAACUCCUCAAAGUUAGGAAAUGAAUAGCCUGCGUGGCAGGCGGUAUUUCUACAGGCAGCGAAAAUUAGGGAGGCAAAGGAAAUACCGUCUGCCGCAAAACUAGGGGGUUUUGAAUUACCCGUCCGCUGGUGAACGGAAAAAACGGAUUGGUUAGUAUUUUUAUGUAGUUGUCAAUCAACGGCUAAAUUCGGUUGAAUGUUAAUCAUUAACCAAAUGUUUUGAUGUUUUGAAACUCUGCGUUUUGAAAUUAGUUCACAAUCACAAGUCAGACCAGGCAGAAAUGGAAUACCGUAAUAAAAGAAGCAAAUUAAAAGAUACAGGCUGAAAAAUAACACUCUAAAUAGUGUUUUUGAUAGCGAUUCGAACAAGAAUAUUUAACAAAGAAGAUACGUCCGAAGGGGCCGAAGUUAUGAUCGGCGAAAGGUAUGGGCUAGUCUAUAUUUUCUUUCAGACAAAUACACGCGUAUAUUAAUUUGAUAAUAUACGAUCUCGCUUGACUUUCAAAGGCCAUAAAUCGCAAUAAUGUUGUCAUUUUACUAAAACUAUCGAUAGAAAUUAGGAUAUAUUUAUUCACUGAAUCGAACGGUGGGAUUUUCAUAUAGGCCUAUCAUGUUCUGAACCAAAGAUACUUGAUAGAUAUACGAACCCAACCUCGUUCCCAGGGCUUCAGCACAGAAUAA